Bipolaris maydis ATCC 48331 is the source of this 1876-nucleotide messenger RNA. RefSeq lists its product as uncharacterized. NCBI's taxonomy places the organism in Eukaryota, Fungi, Ascomycota, Dothideomycetes, Pleosporales, Pleosporaceae. The record is from RefSeq and is a predicted model, not a curated record.
CUUCUUACUACAUUUUGUUUCGUCAAGAAGCCACCAAGCUUAUCAUUGUUGUUUCAUCCUUGCUCGUUACACACUAGCCACCAUGGCGAUGCUUCUUGCGCCUUACAACAACUCCAUGCGCCUGGGACAGGGCUUCAACUCAUUUACACAGCAGAUAUGCAUGACUGAUGCAGUCACCCAAGGCGAAGAUGUCCCAUCGCCGUAUUCGGAAGAUCAGCAGCCUAAGGGGAUCAGUCAAAUUGUUUCAUACUCAUCUCGUUUCGUUGACAAGCUCAGCGAUGUAAUCGAUGUGAUGAACGUGUCCGCUUCUUUAUCCAUCAAAACAGGAACCAUUGGUGGGGCCGUUAGCGGAACCUACAUUGACUCGGAUAAGUUCAAGACCAGUGAUCUCAACUUCUUCAUUCAAGUCAAGGUGACGAACCAAACGCAUAUGGCGCGUGACUAUACACAGUUUCAAAAAUUGAAGAAUUUCCCUAUUACUAGAUUCACCGAGAUAUAUGGCGACUCAUUUAUAUCCGGAUGGGAGGAAGGUGGAGAGCUCAACGCACUGAUAUCAGUCAAGGUAAAUGACAAGUCCAAAAUAACUACGAUCAAAGGUGCAUUGGAAGCAGAGCUGGGAACACCGGCUUUAUCUGGUGCGAUCAAAGGUGAGGGCGGUUUGGAUAAGAAGGCCACUGAAACAUCAACGGAAACCACAAUAAACGUCAACUGGAGUGGUGGUGGCCAAAUCAAGGACCCAAACGUCCUUUGGGACAUCAACAGUCUUACUCUCGCUGCAGCAAAUUUUCCGGAUCUUGUCGCAUUGACACCACAACGCACCUAUGCAAUUUUAACAAAGUACACAUCUUUGAAAACUUUUCACGAGUCAAUGGGCUUCUUCUCCCCCCUUGACUAUGAAAAUGCUGGUAUUUAUACAGGAGCACUUUUGGAUGCUUACAUGGAUUACAAGUCAAUCUGGAAGCAUAUCCAGAUCAUUAACUGGGAAUUUGAAUCUGGAACCACGAAGCUGGUCAAAUCUGAGCCCACCAAGGAACUUCUAGACUACGCCAAAAAGUGCGCCCAAGAGGGCGCUUCCGCACCGAAGUCUGCAAGUCGAGGCCAGUCCCGAAGCCAUACCAGUGGCAAGCAUUUAGAGGGCUCUGAGGAUUCGCGGGACCUGCAACCGAAGAAGAACACUUUCAAACCGAACAUCUUGGACUGUGAACCCUACGAUGCUUCGUUUGUAGGGUUGAGCAAAGCUAGACGUGACUGUCGUCUCGAGAUGACGAAAAUUGUCAAUGAAGUUGAUGCAGUUACAGCGGAUCCAAGCAUUGCGCUUCAGCCAGAUCGCUUAGGCAUUUAUCUGGCCCCUUCGAUCUUCAGGCAAUUGCUUCCCAUAAAGGAAGCAAUCAAAGAAGGCACCACACAGGUCACUACAGGGCCAAAUCCAGCCCCAGGACCAGCUCCAAAUCCAGACCCAACUCCAGGCCCAACUCCAGAUCCAACUCCAGGCCCAACUCCAGGCCCAACUCCAGAUCCAACUCCAGGCCCAACUCCAGACCCACCUACUCAGUAGCCGCCAUACGUUUAUCCCGAGGGGAAAACUGACAAAAUACUCAAUGAGCUGAAGACCAACAGAGCCAGACAUGCUUCUCGCUCAAGUACUUCCAACUAUCGGGAAAAAUGAGCGAUGAUCCACUCAAGCCCAGAAGCUUAUUGUUCAACAGCCUCAAUGUUCACGAGGAGACUUGGAUACAACAAAGCAUCGUCAUCCAACUCAACUGCUAGCAUGUCUUCGGAACUAAAACCGUAUGAGCUUCAGGUAAAAGAAGUGAAUCGAGCAGUAAAAAUUUAAUUCUUAAAAAAUAAAUUAGAACAAAAGAAAAUUUCCCUUAAC